This is a messenger RNA of Meleagris gallopavo (turkey), 3503 nucleotides long. RefSeq names its product zinc finger and BTB domain containing 17 (gene ZBTB17). The record is from RefSeq and is a predicted model, not a curated record. Gene Ontology annotation, molecular function: protein binding. Lineage: Eukaryota; Metazoa; Chordata; Aves; Galliformes; Phasianidae.
GCUUCCGCCCGGUGCCAAGAUGGCGGCGCCCUUUGUCUGGGCCGUGUCACGGGCGGUGAUCUGAGGCCGCCGGCGGGCCGGCAUGGCAGGCACGGAGCUGAGCGAGGGGGCUUUGAUACAUCUUCGUGUGUCACAGCACCAAUAGAAAAGGGUUUCUUUUUGCUGCUCCUCUCCAAGGGGUAAUUGCAAUCAAGGCUGCAGAGCACGGCAGAAGACCGUUGUGAGCUCAUUGCUACGACCCACUGCAGACAGGAGGAGGCUCCCUCGUCGCGCUGCACGCCCAUCCUGUGCUUAGCAGCUGAAGGAACGCGUUUGUGGCUUGCAGCAGCUGCCCCAGCUGAACUGGCCUGCCCAGCCCUGACCGACCAUGGAUUUCCCUCAGCACAGCAGGCAGGUUUUGGAACAGCUGAACCAGCUGCGGCAGCUGGGCUUGCUGUGCGACUGCACCUUCGUGGUGGAUGGCAUCAACUUCAAGGCCCACAAAGCCGUGCUGGCAGCAUGCAGUGAGUAUUUCAGGAUGCUCUUUGUGGACCAGAAGGAGGAUGUGGUGCACCUUGACAUCAGCAACGUGGCAGGGUUGGGGCAGGUUUUGGAGUUCAUGUACACGGCCAAGCUGAGCCUGAACCCUGACAAUGUGGAAGAUGUGCUGGCUGUGGCAGGGUUCCUCCAGAUGCAGGAGAUUGUCAACGCUUGCAAUGCACUCAAAUCCCUCACAGUGCUGGCAGAAAGCCCUGUAGAGAGCCGGGAGCUCCUCACUGAGCUUGGGGUUGAGAAGGUGAUUGUUGAGGGCAAAACAGUGGCAGCAGUAACGCAAGGUGAUUCUGACAAACCAAAACAAGUUCCUCCCAGCCAAGAGGGGAAGGAAGAGGCGCCUGUGGCCGCAGCAACACAGCCCAAGGAGCCAGCAGAGCAACUGGAUGCCAAAGAGGGCCCUGCAGAAGGUCAGCAGCCAGGAGGUGUGGACAGUGCUGCCAAAGUCGGCCCUGCUGCCACAUCCCCCAGCCGCCUGCAGCCAGCAGAGAGCGAGGUGGGCAACAGGAGCCCCAGGGAGAAGAGCAGCAAUGCUCCAAGCACUGAGGCAAGAGAGAUGGAGCUGGAAGGGAAGGAGAAAGAGGGGGAGGCGAUGGCGGAGGAUGAAGAGGAGGCUAAAAUCCCCAAGGCAGCACAACCCAAAUUAGAAAGCAGAGAAAAUGCUGAGGAUAACGAAUCAGGGAGCACUGACUCUGGACAGGAGAACUCAGGCGAAACGCGGCUGCUGCGUUCGGGUACUUACAGCGACAGGACCGAGUCGAAAGCCUACGGCUCCGUCACACACAAGUGUGAGGACUGCGGAAAGGAGUUCACCCACACUGGGAACUUCAAGCGGCACAUCCGCAUCCACACCGGCGAGAAACCCUUCUCCUGCAGGGAGUGCAAUAAAGCCUUCUCAGACCCAGCUGCGUGCAAAGCCCACGAGAAGACGCACAGCCCGCUGAAGCCCUAUGGCUGUGAGGAGUGUGGGAAGAGCUACCGCCUCAUCAGCCUGCUGAACCUGCACAAGAAGCGGCACACAGGGGAGGCCAAGUAUCGCUGUGACGACUGCGGAAAGCUCUUCACCACCUCGGGCAACCUCAAGCGGCACCAACUGGUGCACAGUGGGGAAAAGCCUUACCAGUGUGACUACUGCGGGCGCUCCUUCUCUGACCCCACCUCCAAAAUGCGGCACCUGGAGACCCACGACACCGACAAGGAGCACAAGUGUCCCCACUGCGACAAGAAAUUCAACCAAGUGGGGAACUUGAAAGCUCACUUGAAGAUUCACAUUGCGGAUGGGCCCCUGAAGUGUCGGGAGUGCGGCAAGCAGUUCACCACCUCAGGCAACCUGAAGCGGCACCUCCGGAUCCACAGCGGGGAGAAGCCCUACGUCUGUGUGCACUGCCAGCGACAGUUUGCUGACCCUGGGGCACUGCAGCGGCACGUCCGCAUCCACACGGGAGAGAAGCCGUGCCAGUGCCUCAUCUGUGGGAAGGCGUUCACCCAAGCCAGCUCCCUCAUCGCCCACGUGCGGCAGCACACGGGGGAGAAACCCUAUGUCUGUGAGCGCUGUGGCAAGAGGUUCGUGCAGUCAAGCCAGCUGGCCAACCACAUCCGGCACCACGACAACAUCCGACCUCACAAGUGCACUGUCUGCAACAAAGCCUUCGUCAAUGUGGGCGACCUCUCCAAACACAUCAUCAUCCACACGGGGGAGAAGCCGUUCCUCUGUGACAAAUGCGGCCGUGGCUUCAACCGGGUGGACAACCUGCGCUCCCACGUCAAGACGGUGCACCAGGGCAAGGCGGGCAUGAAGAUCCUGGAGCCAGAAGAUGGCAGUGAGCUCAACAUUGUCACGGUGGCCUCAGACGACAUGGUGACGCUGGCCACCGAGGCGCUGGCUGCCACCGCUGUCACACAGCUCACGGUGGUCCCCGUGGCGGCCGCUGUGACGGCAGAUGAGACCGAAGCACUUAAAGCAGAGAUCACCAAAGCGGUGAAACAAGUGCAGGAAGCAGACCCCAACACUCAGAUCCUUUAUGCCUGCGAUUCCUGCGGGGAGAAAUUCCUGGAUGCCACCAGCCUGGCGCAGCACGUCCGCAUCCACACGGCCCAGGCGCUCGUCAUGUUCCAGGCCGACACGGACUUUUACCAGCAGUACGGGGCCGCUGCUGCCACCUGGCAGACCGAGCAGGUCAUCCCAGCCACCGAGCUGCUCUUCCGUGCCCGCGACAGCCCCCAGGAGGCCCCCACCGCCCCCCCUGGCCCCUGUGCCCCUCGCUGGGGAGGGCCAGGCACCUGCUGAGUGACCCACCCGCAUCCCCUCGCCUUUAUUUAAAAUCAGCUGCUUGGAAAUGGUGUAAAAAGUGUAUUUCUGGAAGGAGAGAAAGAGAAGGAAUAAAUUGCAAUAUUUUCUAAAGCAUGUCCUGGAGCCCACUGCCUCAGACAGGUGCUGCAGGGGUAGGGAGGGAGGACCUCAGGGCUGGAGGUACUGAAAUACGUGCUAAGAGGUGCAGCUGGACGCUCCCCCCUGCUCAGGGCUGGGGCUGUGCACAGGGACCCUGAGGCCCCUUCCCACCUCUUCCUGCUGCUCAGGGGUGGGGGGGCCAGCAGGGUAGGGCGUGGGGUAAUACAGACAGAUGCAUGGAGCAACCCCUGUCCCUACAGCCCCAUCCAUGGGGAUGAUGAGGUUGGGGCCGAGAGGUUUACUCUGCCCAGAGGCAGGAUGGGGAUGGGGGCCGGCACUCCCGAUCCACACCUCUGCAGCAGGGAUGAUGAUGCUGAGUGCCCAGGAGCACCGUGCGUGCCGCCAUACACCUGCAGGCUGCUGGGAGGAAACAGCAAAACCACUCCACGUGGCUGUGGGUUUGAAGGACUCAGCACAGCAGCUUCCAAACCAACAGAGGCACGACGGUGUUGGGCUGACAACAGCGAGCGUGCUGCAUCCGGUGCAGAAGCGCUCGGGGCACGGAGGAUUUGUUCUCAUCAAA